AUGCCUCCCCGCAGCAAUAUUCUACCAUGGAAAUGUUUUGGGGGAUGUCAAGAGGAAAUAUGUCCUCUAUUUUCAAUGGGUUCUCGGUUAUGCUCUUGGACAAGUUCAAGCAUGGACUUGAGCUUGACACUCGCUAAUUCUCUGCAAAUAAUUGCAAGAGAUUUGCAAAAGCAAUCUGCAAAGAAUGUAACCACAUCUUACAUGCAUAUUGUUGGCUUUGUUGAUAAAAGUAUGCAGAAAAUAUGUCGACCAACUGCCAAAGACAAACAGAAUAUUCUACACAAUGGAUUGAAACAUGUUCAUACUCUUAAAUAUAAGGCAAUCGUCACACCUGAUGGUAUAACCAGUAUUCUUCUAGGUCCUUUCAUUGGCCCUACCCGCAAUGAAAAGAAGUUUGAAGAUUCCAAGACACUGGAUCGUUUCCUCUUUCAUAUUGCCGCGUUAAGCUCAGAAAGAAAGGUUAAUCCAGCGUAUGUUCUUUACGAUAGUGAAUUUUAUAAGAAUUCCGGGCAGGUAUAUAGACCAUUUAAUCUGAGCGAGAUACAAGCGAAUUCCAUUACGAAAUGUAUUAAUAAUAAAAUGACACAUACUAGAAUACAAGUAGAAAAAAAGUUUCGUAAGAUUGGGAGAUACUUUAAAUACUGUAAAUAUUGCCAUGCUAUGAAGAUCAAGGGAAGCCCAAAACCGGUCAUGAUAUAUAUUCUAUCAACCAUCUUCAAGAAUAUGCAUACGUGCCUAAACAUUUUGGCGACUAGAUCAACUUUUUGGCUUGCUCCACCGACUAUUGAUGAGUACAUUACUGGACUCAUGCGCAAACAGCAGCCAAGAGAUACCAUCUAUGAUAUUAAUACUCUUUUGAACAACUUAUCUAGCUUAGUCUAG
Messenger RNA from Phycomyces blakesleeanus NRRL 1555(-), 882 nucleotides. RefSeq lists its product as hypothetical. The coding region runs from base 1 to 882 and encodes 293 amino acids. NCBI's taxonomy places the organism in Eukaryota, Fungi, Mucoromycota, Mucoromycetes, Mucorales, Phycomycetaceae. The transcript is spliced from 4 exons. The record is from RefSeq and is a predicted model, not a curated record.